CAGCAGAGCCAUUUUCACCGUUGAAUAACCACCGCACGCCGUUUGCUGUGUGUGUGUUUUGAGAGAGGGAGAAGAGCUACAGGAGAAAGGGAAGAAGCAAGCUCUCCUCCUGGAUUAUUUUUUUUUUUACCGGAGCGCUGUCCUCCUUCCUUUCUCACUCUUGCUGCUUGUGAGUGGGGGAGGCCCGGGGUGGACACACACAAUGGGGCGAGGAGCCUGUGGCUGCUGGGCCGUUGUGCUGCUGCUGAGAGGGGGAGGGGGUAGAGCGAAGGAGACCGGCACACACAGCUAACUCAGCCAGCCGGCUUCAGUCAGGCCUCCACGGGCAUAAUCUUACCCCGAUCCCUGGCCCUUUUAUGUUUUUUAAAAACAUUUUCAAGGAAUACCCAUCACUUAAGCCUGGAUCAAUGGAUUAAUCAUGUGUGGAUUAUUGUGGAUGGAUUUUGUGAAACGGAACUAGAUUGGAACCUUAAACAGAACCGAUCUCUCUUCCUGUGCUUGUGGGAAAAGGAGAGAAAGGGAGCCAAACUUCUCCUGUUAUUUUCUUUUUUUUGCUUUGUGUUGAGGGAAGCUUCUAGAUGGAUUACAAGAUGCAUGCCAAGUCUAACGAUCUGCUGGAUUUUCAGACUCUGGAUGCUCUUUUGGAAAAAAUGGCACAUUUUUCUUCUGUCUCUGUGAAAAGAGAGGCUAGUGAGGAGUGCAAUGGAAUCAGCGGUGCUCUCUCAGUGGAGUCGUCCGCGCCGCCGUCGAGACUGAACAACUGGUGUCCCGCGGCCACCGCCGCCCCAACCCUUACCCCUGCUCCGGCCCCUGUGCCCGCGCCCCCAGUCACCUCCGCAAGAAUGGGGGACGGCCUGGAUGCAACCACAGUGCAGAUGUCUUCGUCAGGCAGCAGUAGCAGCAGCCAGGGGGGGCAUCCCCAGCCCUCCACCUACGUACCCACCGUGCCAGAGUUUAACCCACCGCCCCCAGAGUACAUCAACCCGUUGCAGCCCAAGCGGCAGACCAACCAGCUGCAGUACCUGCUCAAGGCGGUGCUGAAGACCCUGUGGAAGCACCACUUCUCCUGGCCCUUCCAGGCACCUGUCGACGCCGUCAAACUCAACCUGCCGGACUACUACAAGAUUAUUAAAGUUCCUAUGGAUAUGGGAACAAUCAAGAAGCGACUUGAGAACAGCUACUACUGGAACGCCCAAGAAUGUAUUCAAGACUUCAACACCAUGUUCACCAACUGCUACAUUUACAACAAGCCUGGAGAUGACAUAGUGUUAAUGGCUGAGCAGCUGGAGAAGAUGUUUCUCCAGAAGAUUACUGAGAUGCCCCAGGACGAGACGGAGAUUGCUGUCAUGACCGGCAAGGGACGAGGCCGGGGCCGACGGGAAGGAGGUCUGAACUUGAAGCCAGGCCCGACUAUGGAUUCUCCUUCCACCACCCCCCAGACACGGGGCUUCUCCAGCCACUCCCCAGGCCCCCAGACCAGAGGACCACCAGUGCAGCAACAGACCCAGGACCAGGGGCCUCCAUCUCUACCACCUCAGCCACUCAUGCAGGCCCUGCCCUCCCGCGUGCCCCCAACGCUACCUGUCCACACCCAUGCCCACGCGCCACAGCUCGGGGCCCCCUACUCACUGGGCCCGUCGGACCUGCCCCUCCAGGCCCCUCCUAAGCUCCCUAUCAUGACCUCCGUGCCUCCUCCCCCCACCCAGACCACCCUGCCCCCCACGUCCAUUCAGAGCACCGCCCCCAUACUGCAGAACCCCGUGCCCAUGGCCAAACAGAGAAAGAGCCAGAAAAGGAAAGCCGACACGACCACCCCCACGGCCAACGACCAGCUGAGCGAGUCUUCUCCAGCCGAGUCCAAGUCGGGCAAGACGCUGCCGCGGCGAGAAAGCGCCAGGCCCACCAAGCUUCUCAAGAAGGAGGCUCCGGACUCCCAGCACCACCUGGGCCUCGGGAUAGGUCUCGGUCUAGGGGGAACCGUAGGACCAGGGGUAGGGGCUCAUAGCCCCAAGCAGCAGGAGCAGCUACGGUACUGCUCCAGCUUGGUCCGAGACAUGUUACAUAAGAAGCACGCGGCCUACGCCUGGCCCUUCUACAAGCCAGUCGACGUGGACAUGCUGGGGCUGCACGACUAUCACGACAUCAUCAAACACCCCAUGGACCUUGCCACCGUCAAGGUGAAGCUGGACAACCGGCAGUACAGAGACGCCCAGGAGUUUGCCGCCGACGUGCGGUUAAUGUUCUCCAACUGCUACAAGUACAACCCACCCGACCACGAGGUGGUGGCUAUGGCACGCAAACUACAGGACGUGUUUGAGAUGCGCUUUGCCAAGAUGCCAGAUGAGCCCGAGGAGACGCUGGCUUCGGCUCCUGCCCCCGCGCUGCUCCAGUCCUCUGCCCCCAUCAUCAAGUCCCAGCCGCCGCCCAUCCUAAACCCCGCCUCCUCCAUCCUAGGUCCCGCCUCCUCGGUCAAACACCCCGCUUCCUCCUCGGACAGCUCCAGUGAUUCGUCAUCGGAGUCGGAAUCGUCCACGAACGACUUGGAGGAGGAGAGAGCCCAGAGACUGGCCGAGCUACAGGAACAGCUCAAAGCUGUCCAUGAGCAGCUGGCGGCCCUCUCGCAGCCACAGGCCAGCAAACCAAAGAGGAAAGAGAAGGAGAAGAAGAAAGACAAGCACAAAAGGAAAGGAGCGGUGGAGGAGAUCCCGGAGCCGGCCAUUCAGUUCCCCAAGAAGACCAAGAACAACAACAACAGCAGCAGCAGCAACAACAACAACAAGGAGCUCCUGCCCAAGAAGACCAAGAAACCCAGUAAGAAGGAGGGAGGUGCGGUGAAGAACAACCGCUCUGCAGCCCUGGGCCAUCAGGCAGCGCUGCAGCCCCCAGCUCUGCAGCCCGUGUCUGGCUUGGGGGAGGGCCUGGAGGAGGACCCGGCUGCAGCCGGAGCCCCCGGGGAGAAGGGUAAGCCCAUGUCGUACGAGGAGAAGAGGCAGCUGAGUCUGGACAUCAACAAGCUGCCCGGCGACAAGCUGGGUCGUGUGGUCCACAUCAUCCAGUCCAGAGAGCCCUCGCUGAAGAACUCCAACCCCGACGAGAUCGAGAUCGACUUUGAGACGCUCAAGCCGUCCACGCUGAGAGAGCUGGAGAGAUACGUGUCGUCGUGCCUCCGCAAGAACAAGAAGAAGGUUCCUGUGGCAGAGAAGACCAUGGAGGCCAUGACGGCCGCCAAGACCAAGGCCAGCUCCUCCUCUGACUCGGACAGCAGCGACUCCAGCUCCUCAGACAGUGAUGAGGAGAAGGGAGUGGCUCCUAAACAGAAACAGAAGAAAGGCCACGGGACCAACGAAGGGAAGAAGCCCCAUCUCCACCAUGCCAUGUCUGGAGCUGGUCCGUUCCCCCAGGGCCACCCUCACGCCCAGGCUCCUGUCCUACAGCCCAGCAUUCACCUGAAGCAACAGCAACAUAACCCCUCCCCCGCCACCUACAUGGCCCCUCCUCCCCCGGUAACGGUCACGGCGUUGGAGUCCUCCCAGCUGCUGGAGAACACGUUUGAUUCGCUGCCCCACUUCGGCCAGCAGCCCCUCAUGCACCUGUCCCAGCACCACCACUCCUCGUCGCCUGCCGUGCCCCCCCACCUCAACGCUCAUUCCGCACCAGGGCCCGUGUCCCCGGAGACGCACCCAUUUCUCAACCAGCACCCCAUCCUCCCCAACCCUAACCCAGCUUUGCACAAUGCCUUGCCCCAGCAGCCGUCUCGACCCAGCCACAGGGCAGCAGCUCUACCUCCCAAACCCCCCCAGCAGCAGCAACCACCGCCCCAGCCAUCCCAACAACAACAACAACAGCUUCAGCCACAAGCCCCUCCACCCCAGCACCACCUCCCACCCCACAUCCUCCACCCCACCCCCCCUCAGUCCCUGCAGCAGCGGCCCUUGUCCCCUCCCACCCUCACCCCUCAGGGCCUGCUGUCCUCCCAGCCCCCCCAGAUGCUCCUGGAGGACGAUGAGGAGGUGAUUCCACCCUUACCCCAGAUGCAUCUCUACCUGCAGCAGGGACAGAGCCAGGGAAGACCUGGCCAGCAACCACACAAUCCCCAGCAGAUCAUGCAGUCUCUCCAGGUUCGCCAACAACAGAACCAGGCUCCCCUCCUGCAGUCUGUACAGGUCCAGCCCUCCCAGACCUCCUCUCUUCAGCCCCCCCAGCUCUCAGUCCAGCCCCCCCAGCCCCAGUCCAAGCCCAUCCCCCCAUCGCGUCAGAUCCUACCCCCGCACCAAGUAGCCCGCCACCUGCAGCAGCAUGCCCAGAUGGGUUACCCCUCCCAGGGGCCGGUGGCACAGCAGACGGGUCACUCAGACAGGCAGGCCGCUGCAGGGCAACACAAGGGGUCAAUGCAGGCCUCCGCCAAAGCACAGCACAUCAUCCAACAACAGCAACACCCCUCCCCUCGACAGAUCAAGGCUGAUCCAUAUAACAGUGGGCACCUAAGGGAGAACCCCUCCCCCAUCAUGAUGCAUUCCCCCCACCUCCCCCAGUAUCCCCCCAUAACGCACCAGUCUCCGCCACACAACCUGCAGCCCAAGAAAGAGCAGCGUGCGCCCCCGGCCCUAGUAGCCUUGAAAGAAGAGAAGUUGCCUCCCUCUCCGGUGAUGCGAGGAGGAGAGCCCUUCAGCCCAGCCAUGAGACAAGACCCUCACAAACACCCAGACAGCCACAGCAAGCCCUCUCUACCAGGCCACGCACAGCAGAAUGUGAAGUCGAUGGACAGCUCUCGGCCGGUCAUCCGUUCCUCAGAGCCCAGCGGUCCUCCCUCCUCCUCCUCCUCCCUGCCAGACAAGGACAAGUUCAAACAGGAGCCCAAAACGCCCGUCGCCCCCAAAAAGGAUGUGAAACUGAAGAACAUGGGUUCGUGGGCCAGCCUGGCCCAGAAGUCCACGUCAGCACCCUUGUCUGCAGUGAAGUCGUCUAGCGACAGCUUCGAGCAGUUCCGCCGGGCCGCCCGGGAGAAAGAGGAGAGGGAGAAGGCUCUUAAGGCCCAGGCAGAGCAGGCUGAGAGGGACAAACUGCGCCGGGAGCAGGAGAAAUUACGGGGUCGUGACCGGGAUGAUGAGGAUAUCCUGGAGCCUCAGCAGCAGUCGAGGAGGGUUCAUGAGGAGCCUCGAAGCAGACGUCUGGAGCAGCAGCAACAUAUCCAGGCCACCCAGCCCCAGCAGCAACCCCAGGCACCAGCCCCCCAGGCCCAGCCCGCUGCCCUCCCCCAGCCGCCACAGGCCCCCACACCGCCCCAGCCCUCAGCCCAGGACCAGCAGAGGGAGCUAGCGCGACGCCGCGAGCAGGAGAGGAGGAGGAGAGAAGCGAUGGCGGCGACCAUCGACAUGAAUUUCCAAAGCGACCUGAUGGCUAUCUUUGAGGAGAACUUGUUCUGAUGACGAGAGAACCCCCAGAAACUUAACACUGAAACAAGAACACAUAACAGAAUAAUGAAUAUGGAAUUGAACAUUUCGUAUGAAAUGGAAUCUUCUGUAUGACAUCACAGGUGGGGGGGGGGGGUUUAAUGAACCAAGAUACAGGAUGUGAAUUAAACAAUCCCCCCCCCCCCCCUCCUCCAGAGCAGAGGGGGUGAUCUUCAGCUAGACUGGCGAGCUACUCGGCUGUUAGCUGCUCUGCUAUGCAGCCUCUGGAAGUAAGACGCCACAUUGAAGGAGCGACAUAAACAGGAUAUUUUCAACCACGUUUUGGUGUCGUUUCUCUGGGGAUUUGACCCUUGUUGUUGCCCCUGGCAACAAGACAUGAGGGAAAGGACUCCGGGUGGUCAUGUAAUUUCACACCUGAUUGAUACUUUCACACGGGACAGAGCGAAGGAGAACAAUCUUGUAAAUGGAAGUAAAAGACGAUAAUGGAAAAACACAGCAACGGUGAAAUGCUCUGAGAAACAAAGUACCUAUGCGUAUCUACGGACCGAGACUGGGGUGUUCAUAAAGACUGCCAGACAGGCGUCUGUCUGAUAAGAGGAGAGGCAGAAUAAAUAUUUUUAUGUGAUCUGUUUUUUUCUUUUCUUUUUUAGAGAGAACACAUGUAAGGAAUUGUUGGGGACAGGUGUGUGUGUAUAAGGGGGGAGGGACUUCAACUUCUGACGUGUUCUUUUUCUAGGAGAGGAGGUACAGUACAGCUUUGCCUUCUGCCUCACUCUUGUCCAUUGUCCACACACACACACAGACCGUACAUUAGAUAGGCCUCUCUCCCUUGCCUGGGCAUAUGAACAAAUCAGUAACAACAAAUUAUGGAACAGUCCGUCUGCAGUGGGAGGGAGAAAGCAGAAUUAAGUGCAGAUUUCUUUUUUCAUUAUGUAGGAUCUACUGUAAAGAGGUAUUUUCUUAUUCUAUGAUUACUGUUUAUUUGUUUUGUAAAUAUUUUUCUCCCUCCCUCCCCUCACCAACACACUUGCCCCACUGUCUAUGCCAAACAACCAUUACCUUUUUAAUGCUGAAUUCCUCCCACUUCUCCUUUAAAAAAAAAAAUGCUUCUUUGUUCAUAUGUGUUUUUUUUCUUAAUAUAUAAAUAGAUUUUUUCCCCCUUGUCCUCAUCACCCCUCUUCAAACAAAGCGUUUAGGUAGUUUUUAAGAGGAUAAAACCUAAUAUAUGCAUUAUUCCAACAAGUGUUAAUUAAUUAAACAACCAUUUGAAGUUUUCAUAUUUCAUGUUUUCUUCCUCAUCUGAAGCUGGAGCAAAACAGUCUGAUCACUACUAGAGGCAGAGGCUCAGUCCCAAAAUGGCACCCUAUCCCCUUUAUAGUGCACUACUAAACUAGUGCACUAUGUAGGAAACCAGGUGCCAUUUUGGAUGAAGCCAGAGUCCAGCUGUUUCUAGAGCUGUGUCUUGGUUGGGUUGAAUCUGAGUUCACCAUCACUGUAACCACCUUAUUGUGUAUUAUGCUUGGAGACAGCUAGGAAAGUGGUCAUUAAUGGCAUUUUCCUCUUUGCAGCUGAUUCAUAUAAACUAUUGAACCAGAGAAUCAGUAACUAUUACUGAACUGUUUGAUUUAUAAACUGUGUUGAUUCCUCCCUGUUCCUUGCUUGUAUAUUGGCCUGGAAUUUGCCUAGUUAAAGUUAAAAGAAUGUUACAUUAUACACACUAGCAUACUACUUACAAUGAAGCAAUGUAUUGGACAUGCAAAAUAAGUGGUGUGCUGGUAUGGUUGUUGGAACAUAUCCAAAGGGUUCUAAUCUGGUAGUGAGCCCACCACUCUACUUUACAUGUCAUUUGGGGACAAGGAAUGGGGUGAGGCAAACCUCAAAACAUAAUUAGUUCCAACUGCAAUUUUAUUGGGCUCUUAUAAGAACAGAUGAGACACUUCUUACAGAUUUAGUACCAGGAUGCAUCCAAAAUGCUCCUUAUAUAGUGCAUUGCUUUUGACCAGGGCACAUGGGGUACUCUAGUGUACUAUAUAGGAAAUAGGGUGCCAUUUGGGAUGUACCUCCACCCUCCAGACUUUACUAAUGCUGAGAGCAGAGACCAAAAAAAGAGCUCCACCUCCGGGCUAGUCUGUGCAUGAGUCUUGUUAUUAUUAUUAUGACUACAAUUAAUCAGAGGGAAACUUUUAGCCGUACAAAAAUACGAGAAAUAAAUUUGACAAAAAAAAUGUUCUAGAAAACCCUACAAAAACAGCUCUGAUUUCUAUAUUUUUUCUUGUUCGAUUCUAGUGGAUACAUGUAAGUUCUAAUUCUGUUGUUGGAGUUGGCGAGGGGGUCACAGGUCGAGGGUCACGACAGGUUGACCUCUGACCCUGUCCUCUGCGUUUUCUCUUAUGGUGUUUUUCUCCAGUGCCUGUAUUGUUCUAUGAUUCUAGUUGGCAUAUAUUACAUUUGGGGUGGAUACAGUAUGUACGGGUGGGAAGGGGAGGGAGGGAGAUUUAGGAUAAGCUUGUGUAAAAAGUCAAAGGAAAAGUCAGCAUUUUAUAUUUUACCCAUUUAACGAUAUUCAGGUUUAAAUCUAGUUUUAGCUGGACUUCUGUGGUAUGAGUGUACACUUGACUCGACUACUUUCUCAUUUUCAUUCAAUCAGUACAUUUUUAAGUAGACCUGUUUCUGCCGCGCCACUUUAGCAUUUGUGUGUCAGAACGUUUGUGAGGAUGAGUAUGUAUGUAUGAUUUUAGUAUGUGGCGCAGGGACGCAUGUGCCCCAUUAUAGAAAAGCAUUUUAAAUGGGGAUGAAGAUUAAUAUACAAAAUGCUACAAGAGAACGAGUUUCUUUGCUAAAGCCAGUCUUCAUUUUGAUGGAGUCCACCAUAUAUGAAUAGCCUAUAUAUAAUUUUGUUUUGUUAGACAGGUUAUGAAAAGGUCAAAUACUUUUUCAUUCCUUCAAGCCUUUUAUUAAUUCCUUAUUUUUAUCCCCAUGGUAACUGAUGGACAUGAUGUGCCAUAAAUAUGGAUUCUUCUUCAGAAUGUGCUCAGCAGAGUUUGCUUUAUUCAGGUAUUUUAUUUUGUGUUACAUUUUUGGUCUUUUGUUUUUUGGGGGGUUUUGUGUAACAUUUUCCUCGAUUAUUGUUUGGUAUGUGAGUGGUCUGUCGAGGUCAAUGAUUAAAUCUGUUAUGAUCAUGGAGUAAACUCAUCUCUUUUAUAGAAAAUAAAAAAUAAACAAAAUGUUGGUA
This is a messenger RNA of Salvelinus namaycush (lake trout), 8643 nucleotides long. RefSeq names its product bromodomain-containing protein 4-like. Gene Ontology annotation, cellular component: chromatin; nucleus. Gene Ontology annotation, biological process: chromatin remodeling; positive regulation of transcription elongation by RNA polymerase II. NCBI's taxonomy places the organism in Eukaryota, Metazoa, Chordata, Actinopteri, Salmoniformes, Salmonidae. The transcript is spliced from 21 exons. The record is from RefSeq and is a predicted model, not a curated record. Bases 579 to 5423 code for a protein of 1614 amino acids.